This is a messenger RNA of Hibiscus syriacus, 425 nucleotides long. RefSeq lists its product as uncharacterized. Bases 88 to 321 code for a protein of 77 amino acids. The record is from RefSeq and is a predicted model, not a curated record. Lineage: Eukaryota; Viridiplantae; Streptophyta; Magnoliopsida; Malvales; Malvaceae. The transcript has 3 exons.
UUUUCUUUCUUGGUCUUUUUUUCUGGGUUGUAACUUCUUUGUCGCUUCCGUGGUGAGCCGAAAAAUCUUAGAAGAAUUGCAGCCGUCAUGGGAGGAGGCAAUGGCCAGAAAUCAAGGAUGGCUCGUCAGAAAAACAUGGAGAAGAACAAACCUGCUAGAGGCAGUCAGCUGGACUCAAACAAGAAAGCCAUGACGAUCCAGUGCAAGGUGUGCAUGCAGACGUUCAUAUGCACCACAUCAGAGAUGAAGUGCAAAGAACAUGCCGAAACAAAGCACCCAAAAUCUGACAUCUAUGCUUGUUUCCCUCACCUUAAGAAAUGAAUGAAAUUAUCCAUGAAGGAAAAGAAAAGAACUUGCAGGUUGGACUUGAGUUUCCAUUUCUUGUAUUUUCUUUUAUCAUAAAAUCUUAAGUAUGUCAAAAAAAU